Messenger RNA from Capsella rubella, 997 nucleotides. RefSeq lists its product as uncharacterized. NCBI's taxonomy places the organism in Eukaryota, Viridiplantae, Streptophyta, Magnoliopsida, Brassicales, Brassicaceae. The record is from RefSeq and is a predicted model, not a curated record. Bases 92 to 631 code for a protein of 179 amino acids. The transcript has 2 exons.
UUAACUCUCUUUAUCUCUCUCUCUCUCGCUCUCUCUCUCAAAGAGUCUCUAAAGUGAGUUUAUAAUUAGACACAGAGGAGCUCUGUGUCUAAUGGCAUGCUUAGAAAUGUACAACUCCAAUGGUGGUGGUACUCCCAUGAGUCCUAGAAUCUCUUUCUCUAACGAUUUCGUUGAGAUUAGGCCUGAGACGACCAAGGCGACGACGAGAUCAAGCCCUCUAUCUAAACCAGAGGGUUCUUCUUCUUCUGAUAACUUCGAGUUCUCUGUCUCGAACUACACGAUGAUGCCAGCUGAUGAGCUCUUCUCUAAAGGAAAGCUUUUGCCUUUCAAGGAAACCAACCAAGUCCAGAGAACAUUGAGAGAAGAGCUUCUCGUUGAAGAAGACGAAGAUGAAGAAGAAGGCCCACGUGAUGCUACCAACAUCUUCUCUCUCAAGCCACCCAUCUUCUCUUCUUCUUCUUCUUCUUCUUCUAAGGGAAGGUGGAAAGGGCUUUUAGGCCUUAAGAGGGCCCAUGUUGGGUCUAAGAACAAUGAAGAACGAUUUGUUCAUAUGGCUCACAACAAAUCAUCUCAGGAAGCAAUGGGUGGAAGAGCCAUGUCAAGUUGCAGGGAGAUGAAGAAGAGUAUGUAGUAGAGCUUUAAAAAAACCAAGAACAAAAAAAAAAGCUUUCUCUUUGUUUUGAUUUAUUUAUUUAGGAACAUGGUUGCUUCCGGAUUUUUUAAAGUUAUUAGAAUUAUGUUAAUCUUAUAAGAUCUAAAAAGUCAUUUAAAAAAAACGAAGAAAGAAAGGCAGUUUUAUGUGUUGUUUACGGAGAUGGUCUAUUACUACUCUCUAUUUCAUCAACUCUUCUUUUUCCACUAUUCAUGUUUUUAUCUAUCUUAUGAGGUUUUUUUUUUUUGUUUUUUCCAUGCUUCAAGGGUGAGGUUUAUAGUAGAUCUGUCUUUGUCUGUGUUAUGGAACACACUAGUUUCAACUUUUUGGGUGUACAAAAAAUAA